Molecule: messenger RNA, 390 nt
Organism: Necator americanus (New World hookworm)
Lineage: Eukaryota; Metazoa; Nematoda; Chromadorea; Rhabditida; Ancylostomatidae
Exons: 1
Coding region: 1-390 (129 amino acids)
Source: RefSeq, a predicted model, not a curated record
AUGAAUCAACAAACAACUGCUGCAGUUCAAACAACAGACGGAUAUACAACACCAUUCGAGGUGGUAAAUGGAGUAAGACAAGAAGCAGUGGCACGACCCUUCCUGUUAAACUUUGCCAUCGACGACAUCAUGCGAAGAACAGUCGAUCGGUGUCCUGCCGACAUUGUCUUCGCAUCUUCAGGGUGCCCCUUGACUGAUCUCGAGUACGCCCACGAUGUUGUUAUAUUCGCGGAAACCAUUACGAAACUUCAACAUGUUGUCGACCUUGUAUCGAAGCUGGCUUCAGCUUACUGUCUACGUCUACGCCCUGAUAAGUGCAAACAUGUGGGUCCCCUUGAGACCGUCCACCGGAAUCAGGGCAGACGGGUAGCCGAUCGAACUCGUAAAUGA